This is a messenger RNA of Hylaeus anthracinus, 1325 nucleotides long. RefSeq names its product vacuolar protein sorting-associated protein 26C. NCBI's taxonomy places the organism in Eukaryota, Metazoa, Arthropoda, Insecta, Hymenoptera, Colletidae. Bases 251 to 1165 code for a protein of 304 amino acids. Gene Ontology annotation, biological process: intracellular protein transport. Gene Ontology annotation, cellular component: endosome. The transcript has 4 exons. The record is from RefSeq and is a predicted model, not a curated record.
ACAGCUGAUUGUUUUGACUGAUAUCAACUGAUAUCUUGUCAACCCUGGCUGCAUAUGCUUAUUUAUGUACGACCAUAAUUGUUUGUACAUUAUGUUACGUAAAUUGUAUAAUAAUAAUAGAAUCAAUCGAAUAGAAUAAAUAUUUCAAGUACCAUACAAAUACUAAUAUUCCUCGACAAAUGUUAUCGUCGACAAACGUCAGACAUUGCUCACAUAUUUGUUAAUCGAUAAAGAAUAAAUAAUUUGGAAAAUGUCUAUAAAUAUUGAUAUUAGAUUAAAACGAGCUAGUAAAAUAUAUCACGAAGGGGAGAUAGUAGCUGGUUUUAUAUUAUUGAAAACUAAUUCAGACGUUAAACACGAUGGAAUAUUUCUAAGUAUGGAAGGUUCUGUUAAUUUGCAACUCAGUUCGAAAAACUUUGGCAUUUUCGAAGCUUUCUAUAAUUCUGUUAAGCCAAUACAAUUGGUGCAAUAUACUUUAGAUGUUGCUCCAAGUGGAAAAAUACCAAGUGGUAAAACAGAAAUACCGUUUGAAUUACCAUUGAAACCGAGAGGAACAAAAUCUCUGUACGGAACCUAUCAUGGAGUCUUUGUAAAUAUCCAAUAUUUAAUUCGCUGCGAUAUCAAAAGGAGUUUCUUAGCAAAAGAUGUGAGCAAGUCGCUGGAGUUCAUAGUAGAGGACAAAACGCCUCGUGAUAUAGAAAAAGAACCCAGCAAAGGGCCAUUGACGUUUAAAAUAAUGCCAGAAUCUCUACAAAAUACAAGGGACAGAACUAAUGUACCUAGAUUUUGCAUUUCGGGAAAGCUAGAUUCGUUGUAUUGCAAAGUCUCGGAACCGCUAACAGGAGAAGUAGUAAUUGAACAUUGCGAAGCUGUAAUAAAAUCAAUUGAACUACAGUUGGUGAGAGUUGAAACGUGUGGUUGCGCGGAGGGAUACUCUAGAGAUGCAACUGAAAUACAAAAUAUACAAAUUGGAGAGGGAAAUCCUUGUACAAAUUUGCCUAUACCAAUAUAUAUGAUAUUCCCAAGGUUAUUCACAUGUCCUACGCUAAGUACGAGUAAUUUUAAAGUUGGUAAGAUCACCGUUUUAAUUUCGGUUUUACUUCGAUUUAUUAUUUUUUCAUAUAAAUUAUAUGUUUUUUAUGUUUUGUUACAGAGUUCGAGGUAAAUCUGAUCAUAGUCUUUGAGGAUGACUAUUUAGUCACAGAAAAUUUUCCUAUUAUAUUGACUAGAUAUUAAAAUUUCUAUGGAAAUACAAUAUUUUAUAUAAAUUAUGUAUAUUAUUUACAAAUUGUAUAUAUUUCUAAUAAAUGCGAUUUUACGUUAGA